Messenger RNA from Paramecium sonneborni, 395 nucleotides. Lineage: Eukaryota; Ciliophora; Oligohymenophorea; Peniculida; Parameciidae. The record is from the annotation of a GenBank genome assembly.
CUACAUAUGAGCUUAAAUAUCUAUGAAUGUGAAGAAGAAAAAACACCUGCAUAUGAUGAACAAUACGAAAAUUACAAAGGAGAUUAUUCUCACAUAUUAGAUUUAUAUAAUACAGGAUGUUAAUCUCCUAUUUCAUCUAAAUGGUCUAACAAUAGACCUCAUACAGGAUCAUACAAAUAUAUUAGGAAAGUGAAAUUAAUGAAGAAAUAAAAAUCUAAUCAAUAUACUUCUGAAGAACAAAGUAACUAUUAACAAAAUAUAUAGAUUUUAUCAUCAGGAAGAUUGUUUCCUCAGAUGGUGUUAAUAUAACUAAAUAAAAGAGUAAUCAAUCUUAAUUAUAAAAGAAAGCUAAUAAUAAAAUCAUCAAGAUGAUGAAACAAUUAAACUUAAAUUGA